Saccostrea cuccullata (small rock oyster) is the source of this 1032-nucleotide messenger RNA. Its product is annotated as immunoglobulin superfamily containing leucine-rich repeat protein-like. The transcript has 3 exons. The record is from RefSeq and is a predicted model, not a curated record. Gene Ontology annotation, molecular function: pattern recognition receptor activity. Gene Ontology annotation, cellular component: plasma membrane. The coding region runs from base 73 to 738 and encodes 221 amino acids. Gene Ontology annotation, biological process: defense response to virus; positive regulation of interleukin-6 production; toll-like receptor signaling pathway. Lineage: Eukaryota; Metazoa; Mollusca; Bivalvia; Ostreida; Ostreidae.
UAGUUUGCAUAAUUUUGUGGACUAUGGAGUGUUCAACGAAAAUACACAGGACAACGGAAUAAAUAAGAGGAAAUGUCCAGAAAGGUAUUUAACAAGCAGAUCAGAGUGCUGGUUCUGAUUAUUUCCAUGGCAGUUUGGGUCUCAGGAAAUAAUAAAAGGAACAAUGGAUCCUUCUGUCCAGAAACGCCAUGUGUGUGUUGGAAUCCAGAAACCGCUGACUGUUCACACAGAAACCUUAGUUCCAUUUCCUUUCAUCUCCCCUCCAGUAUUAAAAUCCUAAUUCUAACAGGAAACAAGUUUUUAAGUGUAUUGGAUGAUAUGUUUAUUAAUGUAAGUACUCGAAACAUUACAAGAUUAUCGAUGGACCAUUGUCACAUUAAGUCCAUUUCCCACGAGCUUUUAAAAAUCUUGAUCAUCAUCAUUCAGUCAAGUGUGUUCGAUAAUCUGAAAAGUAUUCAUAAAAUUGUAUUAAAUAACAAUUACUUAUCGGCAAUAGAUUAUAUGUCGUUCCCUUCUUUCGUUUGGAAGAACAAAGCCAUUUUUCUUGAUCUAUCGUCAAACCCUUUUGAUUGUGGUUGUCAAGUAAUAUGGUUUGUAAACUGGUUAAAAAACAACAAAGUCAAGAAAGAGCAGAAAAAUUUCCUGAUUUAUACAAAUGUGUUUCACCUAGUGACAAGCGUGGUCUACUUCUUGCCAAUUUUUAUGCUUCAGAAUGCCACCGUCCAAAGCAGUAUUUAAUACUUUCAUUUACUAUUGGUGGGUGCUUAUCAAUAAUGUGCUUUACAGCAAUAAUUUUAAGAAAACUUCGUAGGGAUAUUAAAUAUUACAUUCAUAUUUGCAAACACAAGAAACCGUCAAGAUAUAAACGCAUGUUAGAUGACGAAUUCCUUUAUGAUGGGUUUGUUGCCUAUAAUACAAAUGACAGAAAGUGGAUUAUGUCCGAACUUGUAGAAAACAUGGAAAAGAAACAUAACUUCAAACUUUGUCUGCACGAAAGAGAUAUCAUUCCUGGAGGAAUUUUCGUAGAUGACA